AUGCUAGGACAUCAGCCCAAGAAUGGCCUGGAGAACAAAAUCCUGUACGGCGAGCUGCUUGCCCUGGUCUCCGCCAUGCGCAAUCGCGCAUUUCAGCUCAAUGUGGACACCGAAGAGGAGCAGGAAGCGCUGGAGGAUCUCGAAGAUGAGGCGCGACAGGCAUAUCCUUUUCUCUUUCCCGAUGAGGAUACGUUUCCCGUCCUCUACCUGUCGGCCGUGGGUCCGCGCCAUGCAAGGAUCUUCUACGGUGAAGAACUGAACAAGGGGCUGCCCAACUCUGCCCAGUGUACUUACUUCCUCCAAUGGCUCUUGGCCUUUGAUCCCCACCGUUCAGCUGGAUCACUGCAGAUGCGGCUGAGUUUGGACGUGGACUUGGCGAUCGGUGGGCUGUGGAGCCAGACGACCGCGAUCCUUGUCUAUAUUCACAUACCCCUCAAUCCUUACUUUCUUUCUUCACCCGGCUCCCUCCCAAACAACUACGACCCCCAUAAGAAUCAAAGAUGGUGGUGCUCCGCGACGACGACUUCCGCUCACAACGCGCAGAAAUGGGAACAAAACGUUGAGGUCGACGACUCUGGGAGGUACAAGGUCGCCUGCCUCAACGCCACGGCAUACCGGGCGUACGAGGGUCCCCUGAACGGGAUCCGUUUCUGGUUUGAGCAGGAGGAGUACUACGUGGUGGUCGGCUGCCCGCCCUGGAUCAGCACCAAGAUGGCCGCCGACGGCCGGUGGGCCAAGAACGUCUCCAAGUAUUGGGACCAGUGCUGGGAGGACACCGUGGAGCCGCGCUUCAUCUGUGAGGAGUGGGGGUUCACAAAGAACGAUACAAACAUGUACCACGUGAAGGGGUGGGGCUUUGGCGUCAUGGAAGGGCUACAUGAUCUCGAGCGCCGGUUGGGGAUCGUGCUGGCGCAGACCGACUACGAAAAUUAUGGGCGUCACCUCGUGAUGCGGAUCAAGGAGGGGCUGAAGGCCCUGGAUCCCACCUGGCAGAAAACGGAGGAUGAUUUCGAUGCCAAGUACAACCAGGACCAUGCCAAGGAUGUGGUGCAGCGGUCGGCGGGCGGGUGGGCCCAUCAUAGAGAUGGGACGACGUCGAUCAGCUACUUUUAG
Molecule: messenger RNA, 1113 nt
Organism: Aspergillus japonicus CBS 114.51
Lineage: Eukaryota; Fungi; Ascomycota; Eurotiomycetes; Eurotiales; Aspergillaceae
Exons: 3
Coding region: 1-1113 (370 amino acids)
Source: RefSeq, a predicted model, not a curated record